Molecule: messenger RNA, 882 nt
Organism: Miscanthus lutarioriparius
Lineage: Eukaryota; Viridiplantae; Streptophyta; Magnoliopsida; Poales; Poaceae
Source: the annotation of a GenBank genome assembly
AUGGACGACCUGCUCUCCCCGUGCUCCUCCUCCUCCCCGCCCUCGCCGCCAUCCUUCUUCUCCCACGCCGGCCUCCACCCAGUCAUCGAGUUCGCCUCCUGUGAGGUCCCCGAGCAAUGGCUGCUCGACGACGUCGUCGUGGCCAAGAACGAGGGCUACGACGACGUGGACGACCUGUGGCCCGUGGGGAGCUCGCUCUCCCCAGACUCUGAGCUCACCGAGCAGCCGCUUCCUCGCCAGCCACCGCCACCGCCGCCGCCGCAGCAGGCGGAGCUGAGCGUCGUCAAGGCUCCGGCGCAGCAGCGCCCCGGGAAGCGGCGGGGGCGGAAGCCCGGGCCCCGCCCGGACGGCCCCACCGCCAGCCACGUGGAGGCCGAGCGCCAGCGCCGGGAGAAGAUGAACCGGCGGUUCUGCGACCUCCGCGCCGCCGUCCCCACCGUAUCGCGCAUGGACAAGGCCUCCCUCCUCGCGGACGCCGCUGCCUACAUCGCGGAGCUGCGCGCCCGCAUCGCGAGGCUCGAGGCCGAGUCCAGGCGGGCCGCCGCGGCGAGGUGGGAGCCCGCCGCCGUAGCCGCCGCCGCCCCCUGCGGCGCUCAUGAGGGGCCGGGAGCCGGCGGCGGCGCCGACGAGGAGGUGGAGGUGCGGAUGCUGGGGCCGGACGCGGCCGCGGUGCGCGCGACGAGCGCGGCCCCGCACGCGCCCGCGCGGCUGAUGAGCGCGCUCCGGUCUCUGGAGCUGCACGUGCAGCACGCCUGCGUGACCCGCGUGAACGGCAUGACCGUGCAGGACGUCGUGGUUGACGUGGCUACCCCGAUGCAGGACGACGACGACGGCCUCCGCGCCGCGCUGCUCCAGAUGAUGGAGGACAGCGCGGCUACCUAG